Messenger RNA from Mytilus californianus (California mussel), 4452 nucleotides. Its product is annotated as orexin receptor type 2-like. Lineage: Eukaryota; Metazoa; Mollusca; Bivalvia; Mytilida; Mytilidae. Gene Ontology annotation, molecular function: G protein-coupled peptide receptor activity. The record is from RefSeq and is a predicted model, not a curated record. Gene Ontology annotation, cellular component: membrane. The transcript is spliced from 3 exons. Bases 297 to 1496 code for a protein of 399 amino acids. Gene Ontology annotation, biological process: neuropeptide signaling pathway.
GACAGCUAUCCAUGAAAGCGAGGCAAGCUGUUAGACAUAAAUUAACAGAGGAUCCACCCAUAAGCAUUCAAUAGACAAGUUCGUCUAUUCGUUUAAGACAUUUUAACACAGUAUAGUGACAGCAUCGUGCAGCGAUUUUCUAAUACUUGCUGAUUGUCCGAUUUGAUGCAUAAGACUUGGUAAAAUUUUGCAAGAUAUAAAGACUAUGGUCUAGCAGUCCGGCUUCCAAUAAAUUCAUACAUUUACAGCGUGUUAAGAAUAAACAUUAAGGAUACAAGAAAUUAAACAGAAACAAUAUGACAGAUGCACAGGAAGAAGAAAAGCGCGCUCUAAACAUUGCAAUAGGUCUUAUGAGCGUGUGUUCCUUAGUAGGCGUAAUUGGUAAUGCCCUAGUUCUCUACGUAUUUUCAAGCUUCAAGCAGAAACUGACAUCAACAAUAUUUAUACUAACACUAGCCACAACAGAUUUUUUAACAUGUCUUGUAACAAUACCUUUCACGAUAGCCGUGGAAGCCCUAUACAUGAAAUUGGAGUAUGAUCUUGUAUGCAAAAUGUACUAUUUCCUAAUGACCACAACUGUUCCGUUUUCUGCUUUUGUCAUGGUGGCUAUUGCGGUUGAUCGUUAUUUGUGCAUCUGCCAUCCAUUCAAACAUGUCAUGACAAUCAAGCGAGCAGAAUAUAUUGUUGCUUUUCUUUGUGUAUUUGCCGUUGUUUUAGGAGUUUUGUGUUCUUUAAACUACGGAAUGGUAGAUCCUAACUAUUUGCAGAUGAAUUCAAGCUCUAUUAAUAAAACAACGGUGAUACCAUUUGAUGUAUCGACAGAUGCCAUGAUGAACACAACUACCAAAUAUAAUGCUACAGUUUCAACUAUAUUGAGACCCGAGUUUGUGUGUUUACCAGUUCAAAAUUACGACGAUCACGCCUCUUUCUUUUACAUAUAUCAAAAGAUAUACUCGUCGUUUUUUGCUAUUUGUUGUCUCAUAGUGAUGGUUCUGUAUGCCAUGAUAUACCGAUCUGUUCUCGCGAGACGUCGACAAAGAUUAAAAGUUGUUACUAAUCAAUGUUGUGGAUUCUGGAAUGCCUUGCCAAAUGAGGUAGAACAAACUGAAUUUUCAACUCUUAAUACUCUUAACAAUGAAACUUCAUUUGGAAAGUCGGAGGUAGAGAAAAAUAACAAAGCCGUUCAGAAAAAUGGAAAUGAUACUUCAAUAAGUGAUAAAGAUGUCAUCAUAAAACCGGGCGGACUUUCACGAGCAAAACUUGAGAAAAUGAGAAUGGCUAAUAUAAAAACUGCUUUCAUGCUGUCAAUAGUAACAUUAGUAUUUAUUAUUGCUUUCUUACCUUCCUGGCUGGUUGCUUUGAGAGUUUUCGACAUGAAUGUGGUGGUUUUCUAUUUAUUUUUUAUUUACCAUAACGCGAAUCCUGUCAUUUAUGCCUUCAUGAACAAUGCCUUCAAAACGAAAUUAAAAGAACUAUUCAUUUGUAAAAGAAGAUAGAUGAAUAAUGAGACCCAUGACAUGUUGUGUAGGAAGUGAAAAGAAUUGUAUUCAAAUGCAUAGUAAUCAAUUCUGUGAACAGGUGAAUGAUAGUUCGCUUCAAUAAUCAGUGUAGGAAUAUAAGAGUAUAUAGUAACUGACCUUGAGCUAAAAUAAAAUACUAGAAUUGUUAAAGAAAUGAAUGAUAUGAAUGUAUAUGUAUAUAUAUAUACCCGGACAAAAGUUCCACACCAAACUAACUUAUUUUAAAAGUGAAUAUGUACAAAACUAAUUGCUUUUCUUGGGUUGUUAAUUAUAAUCUAUUGACACAAAAUCAGUUUUGAAGCACACUGAUUGAUAUCAUAAUCCAAGAAAACAUAAUCUGUUUCAGAUGGCUGUUUUUUAAUAUUAUUUACAAGGGACAUUUAUUUUGCUUUACAGUACGGGCCUUUUUCUCAUAAUUUUUCAUUUGCAAAUGAUUUUGACAGUUAUCGCACUGUAAAUCAUGAUGCGUAUUCUUCUUGUCUUAUUGUUAACACAUAUUACGAAAGAAAAGCCUAUUUUACAUAAAUAUAAUAAGUUAAACUAUUUUCAAAACUAAAAUUAAGAUAAGACGUUUUAAUAAGUGAGAAUAUCUGUUACCAAAAUUACAAUUACCUACUUUAAAAUUUGCCAUUAAAAUCAAAAACGGUAUGAAGCGGUAGAACAUAGACGCAAUUAAUCGUUGAUAUCUAAUUUUCAUUCACACUUUUCCCUCUACUCACUCCCAUUUGUUUUGAAAUGUAUUUUGCACUGAUAUUAAAAACAUAAGUACAGACUUGAAGCCGUCAUAUCCUAUGCCCAUCUGUUAAGAUUUUGUAAGAUAAAAGUGAAGAUCAAUAUGAAUUUCGGAAAAACAACUGCAAAUGUCAAUUGUAGAAAUUUGACUAUUAGAAUCUCUUGCAUUCUUUAAUUUUUGAAAAAAAAAUUAGAUUUUCAUCAUAGACGAUCGAUAUUUUGAAAGAAGAAAUUGUAGUAAGAUCAAAGAUAAACAGCUGCACACCCUGUGUUCUGUAAGAUGUUUUGCUACAGACUGAUUUUGCAAACAUCUUUAUUUUUCUUAUAAAUUAUUAGUAUAUAAAAUUUAGAAAAAUGAGAUGAUUGCAAAUGAGUCAAUUUUCAACCAAAGAUCAAAAAGCGAAGAUGUAAACAAUUAUUUUAUAUUGGUCCUCGUAUGACCUUCAACACUGAGGAAAACUCAUACCGUAAAAUAAGCUAUAAAUGGCUCUGGAAUGACAAAAUAUGAAACAAUUCAAAAGAGAAAACCGUAAUUUAUCACGAUCCAUCUAUUUUGCAUGAUAUUCGAUCGGUUUGCGAUUUAAAUUUUUAUUAAAAUGGGAUUACAACCACGUAUAGAACAUUAAACACAUUAAUUAUAUUUCUGGUCGUCGUAUACUCAUAUAAACAGAUGAUUGAAAUUCCGUUUGAAGCAUUGGGAGCUAUAGAGCAUUUUUAAUAUUCUCGUUAUUUGACAGCAAUUUAACGCCACUUUAGUGUAAACAAUAUUUUAUUAUUAUGAAUUAUACAAUUACAAUAUAUAUUUACAUUCACAAAAGGAUUCAGAAACAAGCAACACGUGCUUAUGUCAAUCUGUCUCCUUACGCUACUUUAUCAGAUUUUAUUUGUGCAAUAAACCUACUGAUGUCCAAAAAUCAGCGCCUUGUUCAUAAAAUGCAUAAUAAAGAUGUGUUAUUACUUAAACAUUGUUGAUUCAAAUCAUUUUGGAGCAUGUCAUUUAUUCAAUAUCAUCAAAAUAGUAAUUACAGUUAACGUAAUUUAAUUAAUUUGUAAUAUUAACUGCAAUAGGUAAUUUGUUUUGAAUUAUGUGAUAGUACAGACCUUAUCACUUUUUGGGAAUCUGCGAGACUUGACCCGAUAAUUUGCGACACUUUAACUAUUUAUGUCAUACAACAGUCAUUUUUCCUUCUGGCGACAGAUAUUAUCUCCUGUGACGUCAAAAUUUUACGGGAAUGUCUGGUGUCCAGUAAUGGCGGACAAAUAGCGAUAAUGUAUAUUAAGUUUGUCCUUUUCAAUCUUGUUUUCCAGUGAGGCAUCUUUUCUGUUCUGUAUCAGUUUCUGAAAUUUGGCUUGUUUUUUUUUAAUUUUGUCUGGGUAUACCUUUCGUAGUCUCUUUUCACAAAAUAUCUUACAAUAAAAAUUGGUUGUAAUUUAUAUCAUAAAGUUCUUGACAUACUAGUACUAAAUCACGUAAGGCGUGUUGUGAAAAGAAUAAAAUUAAAUCGAAAAUACGUUCUGCCUAUUCAUUUCUUCUGGAUUACUGAAGACAUUUAUUUGCUCUCAAGUAAAAUGACUUGAGUAAAGUGGAAGUCAAUAUUACAAGUAGACUGCCGUAUUUUACUGACAAUUUAAGAAAAAGUGUGAAAAUGAAUUUUGUGCUGACAGUGUGCCAACAAUUUUUUUUUCAUUUGAAAGAUACAAGCACUAUGUUGCGAUAUGAAAACUGUAUAUUCAAACGUUAACUAUUAUGACAGAAUAUGAAUAAUUAUAUUAUAUUUCUGGGAUAUUCCGAUUGGUAAGAAAUUGAAAAUGACUGUUUGAAUGGAAAUGCUUUUACACCACGAUGCAAUUAUAGGCACGAUCUGGAGUUGCUGAACUAGUCAAACGUAAAACUGAACAAUGAUAUUGUAGUAAACGAAUAUUUUGUGAAUAUCAUCAAUAAAGUGUAUGUUAGUGUAUUGCUUUAAGAUGAAUUCAAUAGUUGACACAGUCACAGAGUAAACCUUAAGGUUAAAAGAAAGUAUGCAAUGUGUAAAUAAUUCAUUAGUUUAUUACGUUGAAAGUGGAAAAUAGUUUUCAGUGGUAAACACACUUUUUACCAUAAACAUAGAAACGAGUCGAUCGUAGCUUAGCCAUAUACUAGUUAUAGGAAAAUUUCAAAUACUAAUAUUAUAUAGUAAAUAAAUAAAUGGUUCUUGUU